AUGAAUAAUGGUGGAAAGGAAAAGUUUUUAGUUGGAUCAAUACCAGCUCGGAAUCACGUAGCAAUAUUUGUAUUAAAGUAUUCGUGCACUACAGUUCUUUGGUAUGGAAAGGCAGAUAUGUAUUCCCUCUUCUACGUAUUUAAUCCUCAUUGCGAUGAAGAAGAUACGAGCCGACUGCUUCGUCAGCUGAGCAGAAUCAACCGUCCUCUCGGCAUCACCUUCCGUCAGAUGACCAAGCUGAUGGGCCAGUGUCAGCAGGUAACUUCACGGCUCUACGAUCAGAUUGAGGGAGUUGAAGCAGGUGACAAUAGCAGAGAGUCAAUCUGGAUGGAAGAGAACGACGUGCAGGCUCGCCUGAGGGCGGGUGGCGCCCACGCCGGCUUGUUGGGCGGAAGCCCACUUUCUCUUCUACAGGGAAUCAUACCAGGUACAAAAUGGUGCGGGACGGGCGACAUAGCGGAUGACUACCACGACCUGGGCGCAGACCGCGCAUUGGACCGGUGUUGUCGCACUCACGACCUCUGUCCGACCAAGGUGCGCGCCUUCUCGAGACGAUAUAACCUCACCAACAACUCUCUGUAUAGCAAAUCUCACUGUAAAUGCGACGACAUGCUCUUCGAAUGCCUCAAAGCAACGAAUACCUCAGCGUCGCACCUCAUGGGUCACAUCUAUUUCAAUUUAGUCCAAGUUCCUUGUUUAGAAGACCGACCGAACGGUAUACGAUUUCGAGAGGCUCGACCCGGCUUCUAG
Pieris macdunnoughi is the source of this 750-nucleotide messenger RNA. The record is from the annotation of a GenBank genome assembly. Lineage: Eukaryota; Metazoa; Arthropoda; Insecta; Lepidoptera; Pieridae.